AUUACACAAGCAAGAUACGACCAGCCCCACCUAAUUUUGUUUCUCUGGCACCCUCCUGCUCAGUGGGACAUCAGUACCCCUAACCCAUCUGCUUUCUCUAAUGCAAGACAGACUCAUUCCAGCCAGAACAGCUGUGAUACUCCAGUUCUUGUCUGUAAACACCUCCUAGACCUGAAGAUUCUCAUUAUUAACACCAAUACCAAAGAAGAUUACAAUGUUGACUUCAGCCAAAAUUCUGUUGAUUUCAAUUUUGUUUAGUUUACUACUAUUUGGAAGCCAUGGAGAAGGAGGUCGAGAAAGAAACACAACAGAAAACAUUGCAGAAGACUUAAAAACAAGGGAAAAUCAAUCUAUUCCUUUGGAAAGUGAAGCAAAUUCAACCUCAGAUAAAGAAAAUAGAGAAACCUCCCAUCCCAAGGCAAGUAAUUUCUCUUUUGGGGAUCCAUCAAAUAAAACCCAUGGAACAGAUUUCUACCAUAACUUGUCAACAGACAACUCUUCCAGUCUCAAACUCAUGCCCACACUUUCCCCAAGCCCUCCCUUGAUCCACAGCUUUGUUUCUAAAUUGCCUUGGAACUCAUCCGUAACAGAUGAAAAUCCUCUGCCAGUCUCAGCACCUCCCAAUACUACAGCUAUUGUAUCUUCCGAAAACUUCACUCGGUCUUCGGUCAAUGAUACCAUGAAAGCUCCUGACAACAGUUCCAUUACAGUUAGCAACCUCCCUUCAGGAUCAAACACUGUAUCUGUGACCCCCAUGAUAAUGGAAACAGAUGGAUGGCCUACCAUGACUGGAGAUAGCUUGGCAGGGUUUACUGCCUAUCAAGAAACAACUUUAUAUCCCACCUUGAAAUUCACCAAUAAUUCAAAAAUCUUUCCAAAUACAUCAGACCCCCAAGAAGAGAACAGAAAUACAGGAGUAGUAUUUGGGGCCAUUUUAGGUGCUAUUCUGGGAGCUUCAUUGCUUAGUCUUGUUGGCUACUUGCUGUGUGGAAAAAGGAAAACAGACUCAUUUUCCCAUCGGCGACUUUAUGACGACAGAAAUGAACCAGACAUUCCUGGAAUAAGAACAUACCUACAUCAUUAUCUUGCUGGAGGAAAGCUCAGUUUUAAAAGACGUGCCAAAUGCUACAAACUUCACAAAAACUUUUCAAAUCUUCUUCUGUUCCUUCUUGCCCCAAGGCACCAACUAGAACUGCUCAUUUUUCUCUUCCAAAUUGCAUCAUAUUUUCCCUUUUCCCCCUCUUCUCUUUUCUUUUCCCUCCCUUCCUCCCUUGUCCUCUCUCUUUUCCUUCCUUGCUUUUUUUCUUUUUAUGGCUCCUUUUAUUUUUCUGAAUUUAGAAAAAAUUCUCCUAGGGCCAUGUUCUCUUAA
Molecule: messenger RNA, 1369 nt
Organism: Physeter macrocephalus (sperm whale)
Lineage: Eukaryota; Metazoa; Chordata; Mammalia; Artiodactyla; Physeteridae
Gene: MUC15
Product: mucin 15, cell surface associated
Source: RefSeq, a predicted model, not a curated record